Molecule: messenger RNA, 2461 nt
Organism: Dreissena polymorpha
Lineage: Eukaryota; Metazoa; Mollusca; Bivalvia; Myida; Dreissenidae
Product: netrin receptor UNC5B-a-like
Exons: 10
Coding region: 1248-2417 (389 amino acids)
Cellular component (GO): membrane
Molecular function (GO): protein binding
Source: RefSeq, a predicted model, not a curated record
GCCACCAGAAAAGCUAUCUGAACAUUAGACACAUUUCUUUCUUACAGUUCUGUAAUACACACUGAAUGCGGUUUGCGAAUAUUUGUAUUUUAGCGCUGCUGAAGUGGCAAAUAUGGUCUACAAAUGCGACCAUUUGCCUGUGCGUUGACGGUUCUACGUCGACUGAGGUAUAUUCCCAACCAGACCUCCAAUCUGACGUUAUUGGUUACCUUGACAGCGGUGAAUGUUUCUAUGGAUAUCACAUUGAAGGCAAUGAUUGGGUCACAGUUAUUGAUGCAGCAAUGGAAAUGUACAUCAAACGGGGUUUCUUAUCAACUUGCGACACGAUGACGAUUCCCAAUCAAGAUAUACACGACAACCUAAAACUUCCGCAAGAAAAACAAGUGUUGGGAAAUCUUGGUCAAGUCGUGCGAGGUGUUAGAGACAAACGGUUUCUAUUAGGUCCUGUCCAUAAGGAAUAAAUUUCAAUAAUAAGUAAUUGUUAUAUAACUAGAAUUUAAAGACGUUUCUUUUGUUAAAUGUUUUUUUUAAUUCACGUGUUAUGGUGAUCUAUUAGACGCAUACUAAGUUUGUCGAAAUUUUACUGAUUAUUAGUAGCAUACAAUAAAUAAUGCUGGAACUUUAUGUGAUGUACUAAACCAAACCAAACGUAUCGUUACCUCAAAUAAGAAUCGUUGCAUGCACACAGUAUAUUUGUUUUUUUGUUGUAGUAGCACAUUCGUUUGACGAUAUAACGACAUGUGCGUUAUUCAGAUACGAGUAGUCUUAACCAAGCGCAGUGCAACUUCGAUCUGUCCUCACUGUGUCUUAACCAAGCGCAGUGCAACUUCGAUCUGUCCUCACUGUGUCUUAACCAAGCGCAGUGCAACUUCGAUCUGUCCUCACUGUGUCUUAACCAAGCGCAGUGCAACUUCGAUCUGUCCUCACUGUGUCUUAACCAAGCGCAGUGCAACUUCGAUCUGUCCUCACUGUGUCUUAACCAAGCGCAGUGCAACUUCGAUCUGUCCUCACUGUGUUCCUGGAGAAACGUCCAUGGUAGCGAUGACUUUGAUUGGGUUCUGUACCAGUCCUCCACUCCAACGGACGAUACUGGACCUGAUAACGACCAUACCUUGAGAAAUGCGACAGGGAAGUAUGUUUUCAUUGAGUCAAGCGCACCGAGAAGUAUGUUCGACUCAGCUUGGAUAUAGAGUCCGGUUAUCGAGGCUACCGGCCAUCUCGUACACUGUUUCCGGUUUUGGUACCACAUGUAUGGAACAUCUACAGGCCGACUGGACGUUUACCAAGCGUCGGGGCCAUUUGUUCCUGGACACCUGAUGUGGUCACUGAAAGGGGACCAAGGCAAUUCUUGGUUUCAAGCUCAGAUUGCCCUUGAGUCCGUCCAAAAUUAUUCCAUUAUCAUCGUGGGAUUUGUUGGCAACGGUUACCUAGGAGAUAUCGCUGUUGAUGACGUCAGCCUCUCCGAUGGAUACUGUGACGUCAUACCACCUAGCGCAUCAAGAUCUGAAGUGUCUAACUCGACAUUGGCCAGAGUUGACGGUGAAUGGCAUGCAUGGUUGCAUUGGGCAACGUGUGACGUCACAUGCGGUGCGGGAACACAACUUAGAACGAGAGAAUGCUAUUUUCCACCCAGAGCUACGAAAGGAAAUGCUUGCCAGGGAAUCGCAUCUGAAUCCCGUACUUGUCAUAACGAAAUAUGCCAUGUUUGCCCUGAAACGACCACCAACAAGGCUCCCGCUGAAACGGCCACAGUGUGUUCCAUUGUACAAAAUGUCUUCUGUAGCAAACUCGAUUCCAUUUCAUGCACGGGGGGUUUAAAUUUCAUCUGUGGGUCUGACGGAAAUUUCUAUCCAAACGAGUGCGAAAUUUCGAAAGCCAUGUGUCAUGACGCCACACUGACGAUCCUUACCAACAUAACCAAGUGCCAGGCAAACGUGGGUGGAUAUCUAGCAUCGACCACCACCAAGGCUCCCGCUACAACGGACACAAUGUGUUCCAUUGUGCAAAAUGUGUUCUGUAACUAUAGCGAUUCCAUUUUAUGCAAUACGGGUUUCAACGUCCUCUGUGGGUCAGACGGAACGUAUUAUCCAAAUCCGUGCGAAAUUUCAAAAGCCAGGUGUCAUGACGCCACACUGACGAUCCUUACCAACAUAACCAAGUGCCGGGCAAACGUGGGUGGAAAUCUAGCAACGACCACCACCAAGGCUCCCGCUACAACGGACACAAUGUGUCCCAUUGUGCAAAAUUUGUUCUGCAACAAUGUCGAUUCCAUUUCAUGCGUGAGGGGUCUCGACAACAUCUGUGGGUCAGACGGACAGUAUUAUCCAAAUCAGUGCGAAGUUUCGAAAGCCUGGUGUCAUGACGCCACACUGACGAUCCUUACCAACAUAACCAAGUGCCAGGCAAACGUGGGUUGAGGAAAGUAGACGUUGUGAUAUGUAUAAUAAAGCUCUUUGAUGCA